Molecule: messenger RNA, 5278 nt
Organism: Eupeodes corollae
Lineage: Eukaryota; Metazoa; Arthropoda; Insecta; Diptera; Syrphidae
Product: ring canal kelch protein-like
Exons: 8
Molecular function (GO): protein binding
Source: RefSeq, a predicted model, not a curated record
GAAAAAAAAAUAAAUAAAUAUGGCGUUAAGUUCGUCGAUAUCUGUGCCGCAGACGCGUCUAUAAAAUAAGCAAAUUUCCACCAAAACAAUUUCGCUCCGCCUCUCAAAAUAUAAAUAAACAUAAAAUUGAAAUAAUAAACAAUUCAUAAACAAUAAUGAAAACCAGCACAGUUCAAUAAUUUAGUUAUAAUUCUACCACCAAAGCGCGAAGGACAAACAAAGGUUGGCUCCUAGUCUCGAUUAUGUGCCUCUGCCAUUGAACUCACAGAAGGAAAAAAAAAACAAGAGUAGAGAAGAAAAUUUGGAAAAUUUUGUUAGGUAUUCGAUGGAAAAAUACAUAAAUUUAUAUCAGUCUUGAAGAUAAUAAAAUAAAAAGGAAGAUAAAACAAAAAGAAACGCGAGAAUUUCACAAAAAAAAAGAAACAUUUAUCUCUGAAAAAGUCCUUAGCGACUGACGCGAAUGGUGUAUGAUAUCAUUGAGUGCAUUGCUAACAAAGUACACACUUGGAAUAAUGAGCAAUCUCAGCAAUAAUGGUGGUGGCCAGAAUUCCGCAGCCGAAGGGAGCAUGGAGCGCGGCAGUUGCCUGCUCAGAUAUGCCAGCCAAAAUUCAUUGGAUGAGAGCUCUCAAAAACACAUUCAACGUCCAAAUGGCAAAGAACGUACAGUUGGAUCUUAUCACAAUGAUAUGCACACUCAUCGUUCCUUCGAAGCAAUGAAUGAGAUGAGAAAACAAAAUCUCUUGUGCGAUGUUACACUUGUUGCCGAUGAAACAGAAAUUCCAGCUCAUAAAAUGGUUCUAGCUUCGUGUAGUCCAUAUUUCUAUGCCAUGUUCACUGGAUUCGAAGAAUCCCGUCAAGGUCGUAUCACACUUCAAGGAGUCGACCAUAGAGCAUUGGAGCUGCUGGUAGAAUACGUUUACACUUCGACUGUGGAAGUGAAUGAGGACAAUGUGCAAGUUCUCUUGACGGCAGCGAACCUCCUCCAGUUGACAGAUGUUCGCGAGGCAUGUUGCGACUAUCUCCAGACACAACUGGAUGCGAGUAAUUGUUUAGGUAUACGAGAAUUUGCCGAUAUGCAUGGAUGUGUUGAUUUGGUUAAUUAUGCCGACACAUACAUCGAACAGCAUUUUAACGAAGUAAUUCAGUAUGAUGAAUUCUUGAACCUUCAUCACGAUCAAGUCAUAAGUCUGAUAAAAAACGAUCGAAUUUCGGUACCAAGUGAGGAGAAAGUCUACGAAUGUGUCAUUUCCUGGAUCCGCUAUGAUCCAACGAUGCGCGAUCGAUUCACAGCCAAUCUGAUGGAACACGUUCGGCUGCCAUUUCUCUCGAAGGAAUACAUAACUCAACGUGUUGACAAGGAAUCGUUGCUCGAGGGAAACUUAAUUUGCAAGAAUCUAAUAAUCGAGGCUUUGACUUAUCACUUGUUACCGAAUGACACAAAGAGCACCAGGACCAUUCCCAGGAAACCAGUGGGAUUGCCAAAGAUUCUGUUGGUUAUUGGUGGACAGGCUCCGAAGGCCAUACGAUCGGUGGAGUGUUAUGAUUUGCGCGAAGAGAAGUGGUAUCAAGCUGCCGAGAUGCCAAACAGGAGAUGUCGUGCUGGACUUUCGGUCCUCGGAGACAAGGUAUACGCAGUUGGAGGAUUCAAUGGCUCACUGCGUGUGCGUACCGUCGAGGUCUACGAUCCAGCCACCGAUGGUUGGUCGACUUGCAACAGCAUGGAAGCCAGACGUUCUACUCUCGGCGUGGCAGUUCUAAAUGGCUGCAUCUUUGCUGUUGGUGGCUUUGAUGGCACCACGGGUCUCUGCAGUGCUGAAAUGUUCAACCCCAAGACCCAAGAAUGGCGCUUCAUCUCCUCGAUGUCAACUCGCCGUAGUUCCGUGGGAGUUGGUGUAGUGAAUGGCCUCCUCUACGCCGUCGGAGGAUAUGAUGGAUUUUCUCGACAGUGUCUAUCAAGUGUCGAACGCUACAAUCCCGAAACUGAUACUUGGUCGCCUGUCGCCGAUAUGGGUGCACGUCGUAGUGGUGCAGGAGUUGGUGUCCUCAACAACAUCCUUUAUGCAGUUGGUGGACAUGAUGGACCUCUGGUUCGCAAAUCUGUGGAAGCCUAUGACCCGGAAUCGAAUCAAUGGCAUUCGGUGGCUGAUAUGUCAUUCUGCCGUCGCAACGCUGGCGUAGUCGCUCACGAUGGACUUCUCUAUGUUGUCGGAGGCGAUGAUGGAACUUCGAACUUGGGUUCAUUUGAGGUCUACAGUCCAGAUAGCGAUAGCUGGAGAAUUUUGCCAACUUCCAUGGCCAUCGGACGCAGUUACGCUGGUGUAUGUAUAAUCGAUAAGCCCAUGUGAAUGGAAGAGCAGGGUGCGAUAGCACGUCAAGCAAUAACAGCAAAUGGUGAUGAUGAGAAUAGCCAAGCCGAAGGGGCAGCUGAAGGUGCAGUUGGCUAUGCACGUUCAAUUGCCGAGGGUAACAAUAACAUCCAUGCCCAACAACAACAACUUCAACAACAACAAAAUCAUCCACACUAUGAAAACAUCUAUGAGUCUAUUGAGCAGUAUGCAGCUGGUGAUGCUGUUGCUGCUGCUCCAAUUAAUAACAACAACAACAAUAACAAUCAGCAACAACCAGCUGCCAAUAACGCUGCUGGUGGUGGUGCUGGUGUUAUUGCUGCUGCUCCUGCUGCUGCUGCCGCUUGCGUUGCUAUUGCCCCUGCUGAAGCAAAUCAUAUUGAAAAUUUGGAUCCAAAUCAACAACAACAACAGAUACCCCAACCAAUGCCACAACAAGGUGUCCCACCACAACUCCAACCCCAACAAGCACAAGCCCAAGUCCAAAUCCAAAUCCAACAAAACAAUGCACAAGUAGCUGCCGCUGUUAUAAACAAUCUCAAUCAAAGAUCCAACGGCAAUGGCAACAACAAUAACAACUCCAACAAUGCCAACCCCAACAAUGCGAAUAACUUGAAUAUUGGAUACCGCAAUGAUCUGUACGACCGCACAAACAAUUCUCCGGCGUAUGAUGUCCCCAGGUCAGUGAGAAGUGGCCUGGGAAUGCGUCGGAAUUUACAGCUUGACUUGCAUGGCUUGAAUCGAAAUCGAUGUGGAUUCGGAGCAGGGCCAUCUGGGACGAACAGUUUAAAGUCCGGAUCAGCUCCUCCGUUUUAUGCCUGCCGACAGAGGAGCUUCGACGAUACCGAAUCGCAUCAUUACUACAACAUGAACUACAAUCCCAGCCUGCGCUAUGAGAACAUCUACGAGCAAAUCAAAGACGAGCCGAUUUAUCGCAAUGUGAAUGGUGGCUCUGCCCGUGUCUAUGGAAGGCUGAAUGUCAUCGGUCAUGGAAUCGGACGCAUUGAGAGGCACUUGAGCUCUUCCUGCGGCAAUAUCGAUCAUUACAAUCUCGGUGGACACUAUGCCGUGUUGGGCCAUUCACAUUUCGGAACUGUGGGACAUAUUCGUUUGAAUACUACUUCAGGGGUGAAUGGUGCUCCAACGGCAGCUGGUUUGGCACAGCAAAAGGACAAUAAUGUCAAAAAUAGCACAUCGUCGUUUUUCAGUUGCUUGGGCGGGGAGAAUUCUCAGAGUAUGAAUAAUAUUUACAGAGCAACUGGCGGGGGGCCAGGUGGACAAGCUGCUCCAAAAGAAAACUCGAAUACUUUGCAUGGGCCAAGCUCAUCGAACCGUCCUUCGACAUCUGCUGCUGCUGCUGCUUGUGCUGCAACGACCAGCGGAACCAUAUCACGACCAACAGGUGCAAUUCCAAAAAUGAAGCCAACAUCCAAACUGACUCCUAUUUCAAAUCCGCCAACCGCUCAAACUGCUCCUGCACAACCGAUCCCUCAAAAUGCCACAAAAACUCCCUCGAGUCCAGAACAUUCGAGUACUCUAAAUCGCAUAUCAAAGUCAUCACUUCAAUGGCUGCUGGUGAAUAAAUGGCUACCCCUGUGGAUUGGUCAAGGUCCAGACUGCAAGGUUAUCGACUUUAAUUUCAUGUUCUCCCGGAACUGCGAUGGUUGUGACUAUACAACCACAGAUGGCACACCAGUGCCAAUUCAGCAACCUCUCCCGCAGGACAUUGUUCGCUUUAACGGCCGCGCCGAAAUGCAUGCACGACGCGAUCCAAGCGGGCGACCAUUGAAGAGCACCCUCUCCAGACUCAAGGAAUCGGAAUUGCCCGGUCGAAAUCGCAUCGAGGAGAAUAACUACGAGAAUGUCCAUGUCCACUGGCAGAAUGGCUUUGAAUUCGGUCGAUCACGGGACAAUCAAGGAGUUCAAGGAGCUCAAGUCGCCGCCGAACAGUCACGACCAACUCUGACACGCGCCCGAUCCGAGAGUCCGAAUUUCAGCCAACGAAUACGCAAGCAACGUAAAGAUGCUAAAUACUCCGAUCCAUUCAAGAACUACGAACUAAAUACCGAGAAUAACACUUUCAAACCGAGAACAUCGGCAGCAAGAGAGCGAAGCAACGGUUCAUUCAGUUUGCGAGAGGAUUCUUCCGCCGAUGAGUAUCAAGCAGCUGCGUCUAUCGAGAGUGUUUCUAUUGAAUCAGAGAGCAUCGAGAUUGCCGCUGCUGCUGUUCUAAUAGAAGCUGCUCCAAUAGUCCUCGCAGUACCCGAGGAACCCCUCGAUCCCGAUGGAAUCGUGGUUGUUGAAGAAAUCGAUCUGCCGAACGAUUCGACUCAAGACUAAUUCGUAAUCGAACAACAACAAAAAAUCCCCUUAUGUAUUCAUAAAAUAUGCCAAUUUUUGUCUGUAGACAUUUUUUGAAAAGAACAAAAAAAGUUAUAGUAUUUAAACUUACAUUUUAAAUGUUAAGCAAACACAAAAAAAAAAACAAAUAGAAUGAUGAUAUUUUAUGCAUGCAUUUAUGCACUUUAAAGACCUUUCAAUUUUGAAACUGCAAGGAUAUAAAAAAACACUACUUUUUAGAUAUGAGUUGUUUUUUAAGCGUUAUUAUUAUUAUAAUCUAUCUGUAUACCAUUAGAAUAGAUGACUGCCCCUUUUGUUGGUUAUGUUGUAUUGUCUUGCACCUUAAUAAAUAAAAGGUUGUGUUAAAUUUUUUUCCAUGAAAGUUUUUGAUAUUUAUUUAUAAUUUAUAGGUUACGAUAAGUAUAUUCUCUUUUUUUUGUGUUUUUCUUUGUGCAUUAUUUAUUUUAUAAAAAUGUUUAUUCUAAAGAAAACUAAUUAUUAUGUGUUCAAAUAAAUAAUUCUGUUUUCUCUAUUAAUAAAAUGAUAAAGAAUGUAGUCAUAUUAAAGAAAAAGAAACAUUUACUUGAAAAAUG